AUGCGCUCAAACACCAAGCAGCAGCUCAAAGCUACGGCGCUCGCCCUGAUGUGCGUGGUCGCCGCUGCUCAGCUUGGCCAGGCGGCCCCAGUGAGCAGUGCGGGAGUGGACGGGGACGUCGCAGCCACGUCUGCUGCUCCGGAAGCCUCUUCGAGCGACCUGGCUCAAGUUGUAGCAGCCAGCGCAUCUCCCACAUCUGCUGCAGCAGCAGCUCCCACAGCUGCACCACUUGCCGGUCCCUCGCUGGUGCCUCUCUCGCCAGGCCCAGCAGACGUAUUCAAAUCAGGGGGAACCUGCUCAACCACCUGGUCGCCCGCAUUCGCUUGGACGAAUGGUCAAGCUCCUUGGGCAAGUUUCACCAUCGAUCUGAUGACUGGCAGCAACGACAAUAUGACCAAGCUGGCUACCGUCGCCUCCAACUUGGACGGUACGGAUUACAAUCAGACCAAGUACGACUUCCAAUGUCCCGACGCUCAGCCUUACUCCAAGAUCUACUUUUUGGUGAGACGCGCACGCCUUGUCUAACGCAGCUCAAAGCGCCGAGCGAUUUCAUUGCUGACUUGACUGUCCAUGCCACGACGAUUCGAUGUCAAUGUAGCAAUUUUCAAAUCCGUCCGGAUCCAAUGCGACGACCUGGACGACUCGCUUUACGCUCGCAUCGGCGAACGGGGAGACGACUGCGCCAGAACACGAAACGCAACCUGAUGGAGAGGAUAUUGCUUGGGGACAAGGAAAGCUGAUCAGCGUCGGCAGCACUUCAGGCAACAUCACACCGGCGGAGGGAUCAAGAGCAGCCGCGCUUGUUUCGGGCAAACAACCAAAGAGUCUUCAACAGCAGACGGCAUCGCAGAGCUCCUCUUCUGCAAACGGGAGACUUGAUGCGCUCAGUGGAGUGGCGGGCGCGAUUGCUGCCGCUUGCGCGGCGAUGGUGCUGAUCUGA
Molecule: messenger RNA, 940 nt
Organism: Ceraceosorus bombacis
Lineage: Eukaryota; Fungi; Basidiomycota; Exobasidiomycetes; Ceraceosorales; Ceraceosoraceae
Source: the annotation of a GenBank genome assembly